Messenger RNA from Carlito syrichta (Philippine tarsier), 1404 nucleotides. It is a transcript of the gene CXCR3, whose product is annotated as C-X-C motif chemokine receptor 3. Gene Ontology annotation, molecular function: C-X-C chemokine receptor activity. Lineage: Eukaryota; Metazoa; Chordata; Mammalia; Primates; Tarsiidae. The record is from RefSeq and is a predicted model, not a curated record. Gene Ontology annotation, cellular component: membrane. Gene Ontology annotation, biological process: G protein-coupled receptor signaling pathway; regulation of leukocyte migration; immune response.
AUGCCAGGGCUGGCCCACAGCCCGGGAUCACCAGGGGGUUGGGGUCCUUGGGCCAAUGGGGUCGCACAGAAGAGUAACAGAGAAGCAGCCUUGAAGAAGGGAAGUCACCAUCCCAGAGCCCAGGCUGAGAAGAGGGAGCUCAGGAGGGACAGCCCUGGGAAAAAGGUGGGGACAGUUAUAGGGUCUGGUCCAGGCCUCAGGCCUGCCUUGAGGGGCAGUUGCUCAGAGAAACAUUCAUCAGACUAAGUCACGGAGGGGUUCUUGCCAGGCCUUUCCACAGCCCCUCCCUCCCCCCCUGUCCCUCGGCAGGUAAGCAACCACCAAGUGCUAGAAAACUCUGAGGUUGCCGCCCUCCUGGAGAACUUCAGCUCCUCCUAUGACUACGAAGAAAAUGAGAAUGACUCCUGCUGUGCCUCUCCACCCUGCCCACAGGACUUCAGCCUGAAUUUUGACCGGGCCUUUCUGCCAGCCCUCUACAGCCUCAUCUUUCUUUUGGGGCUGCUGGGCAAUGGUGCCGUGGCAGCUGUGCUGCUAAGCCACCGGGCAGCCCUGAGCAGCACCGACACCUUCCUGCUCCACCUGGCCGUGGCUGAUGCACUGCUGGUGCUGACACUUCCACUCUGGGCAGUGGAUGCUGCCAUCCAGUGGGUCUUCGGCUCUGGCCUCUGCAAAGUGGCAGGUGCUCUCUUCAACAUUAACUUCUAUGCAGGGGCCCUCCUGCUGGCCUGCAUCAGCUUUGACCGCUACCUGAAUAUAGUGCACGCCACCCAGCUCUACCGCAGGGGACCCCAGACCCGUGUGGCCCUCACCUGUGUAGCUGUCUGGGGGCUUUGUCUGCUCCUUGCCCUCCCAGACUUCAUCUUCCUGUCAGCCCGCCACGAUGAGCGCCUCAAUGCCACCCACUGCCAGUACAACUUCCCGCAGAUGGGCCGGACGGCUCUGCGGGUACUGCAGCUGGUAGCUGGUUUCCUGCUGCCCCUGCUGGUCAUGGCCUACUGCUAUGCCCGCAUUCUGGCUGUGCUGCUGGUCUCCAGGGGCCAGCGGCGCCUGCGAGCCAUGCGGCUAGUGGUAGUGGUAGUGGUGGCCUUUGCCCUCUGCUGGACCCCCUACCACCUGGUGGUGCUGGUGGACACCCUCAUGGACCAGGGGGCCUUGGCCCGAAACUGUGGCCAAGAAAGUCGGGUGGAUGUGGCCAAGUCAGUCACUUCGGGCCUGGGCUACAUGCACUGCUGCCUCAACCCGCUGCUCUAUGCCUGCGUGGGCGUCAAGUUCCGAGAGCGGAUGUGGAUGCUGCUCACACGCCUGGGCUGCCCUGACCAGAGAGGGCUCCAGCGGCAGCCGUCAUCUUCCCGCCGGGAUUCAUCCUGGUCUGAGACCACAGAGGCCUCCUACUCAGGCUUGUGA